GUGAGUCGCUGUUCUUUUUCGAGAUUCGCUUCGCCAGAUCACCCCUCAGCCCCUCUUGCUGUCUUUACUCCUUACAUGAGUUGCUAUCGGAGAACCACACCGCCAACAAUGACACACUACCCUUUGGUUCCUGUGUACUUUAAUUCCAGAUCCCCCGAUUUGCUUGCUGUUGUUUUCAAUAUCUCAUAUUUCUUCCUCCCACACUUCAUCAACAUCCAUCCUGAAUAUGGCAUAGCUAACCUCUGUCUCGCCUUUGCCCCUUGACGGUAUUAGUCCUGAUAGCUCCCCUCCAAUAACUCUUGCCCACCAUGGCAUUCAAAAACGGACUAAGUGAACGUCUCGAUGAACUCCGUUUCCCUUCUCCCCGCUCGCCGCCGUCAGAGACACCUUUCCCUGGUUACAGCUCACUUUCGCCGGGCCAUUCGACCUUCGUUUCGGCGUUUUCGCGGCCUUCGGGCGACGUUCGUACACAUCUGCAGCGUCGUUUUACGACAGACGCAAGCAAGUUAUCCUCUUGGAACUAUAUAAAUCAAGUCGGAGCCGCUCCUCAGGCCCCAGAUGCGCUAGAUCUCCUCUCAUCGUUCGAAAAGAAGCGUCAGCAUAUCGAAUACAUGCGAGAGCAAAAACGGAGAUUUGAGGAGGACAUGAAGCUUCUGGACCUGCAACAUGAGAAGGAACAGCAUGAGAUGAACCAGCUUGCAAAGGAUCUUGCUAAAGCAGGUAUUUCCGGCCCAGUCAGCGAACCGACAACACCCCCAGAGUAUCGUGAGCACGGUUUUCCAGGCGCCUUUUCUCGUCCCACUCGCUUUUCAACUUCCAGUGUUACCUCAUCUCCCGGCUUCUUCAACGUCUUCGCUUCUUCAGUUACAAGUCCCCCAAGCCAGGUUAACCACGAGUCAGCUCAAACUCCAACAAACCGCUUCGCCGUACACUCCGUUCCUGGUUCGCGCAGAAACUCUGAAAAGGAGGACUUUGGGAACGAGCCCACUUCUCCAUUUCGCCCCGGACCAUCUAUUCACCGCUAUUCAAUGCCGACAACCGGGCUGGGCUCUCAAAUCCGUCCAAAUAUUUCAAGCUUCAACAAUCCUUCUCUAGAGACCUUCAACACUGCCAAAUAUCUACUCCACAACGACGACGAUCGGUCAACUCUUAAAGACGAAGACCGGAUACCCACCCCAGACAUCAAAAGCUAUCUCAAAUUGACCGAGCCAGACGAUAAGUUUCCCACUCUAUCCCGUCGUGACGGCUCGAGCCUGCUAUCUGCAAAUUCAGACGCCCUAGACUUGGCAAACUCCAAGACUCCGAAUCCUGAGUCCUGGAAUUCUCACAGUCGUCAUCGUUCGUCACACCAGAGCAUGCCUCAAAACGCCCUUAAUAUGUUCCGUCUAGGACAAAUUGGGGCCGAUGACACCCGCGUUUCCGGUCAUGGCUCCUCUCGACAUGCGGCCAGGCACUCCUUAGAAGCCAACGUUCUCUUUUCUGCAGAGGGAAACCAUGACUCAAUGCCUUCUACUACCUCAGGCCGCCCGGUACCUCUCCAGUCGUCAUAUUCAACUAAUGACCUGCCUACCGUAAAGGGUGAAGGUUUCAACCCCGCAAUAACCCCGCCCCGAACGCAUGCAGAACAACACGCGAUCCUAGGCCGAAACCUUGCCAACUCUGUUACACCACGCCAGCAGAAGGACUCGCCUGAGCGAGAGGAGGCUCGCCCACAUAAUUCUAGAGCCCAGGCCACCACGCUGCAGGCCAACGCAACCCCCUUUGGUCCCCAGCUUAAUGGCAAUGUCUCUAAUAGCACAACUGCGCCACAGGCGGCGGUCCCCAACUUCCAACCGCCCUUCUACAAUUACGGGCUACAGAUGUACAUGGGAGCUCCAAUGCAGGUCAACGGCCAAAUGCAGCCUUACAACCCCUCGCCAUCGUUUACAGGAUACCCAUCAUACGGAAACUAUCGCCUCGGAGAUAGCUCUACUAAACCGGUUGCAUCUCGCCGAAAUGCCGAUGGGGAAUCAGCCCAGUUGUCCCGCUUCACAAACUAUCCUAUUGAUCACUACCGCGGCGAAAUUUACGGACUUUGCAAGGAUCAGCAUGGCUGCAGAUACCUCCAGCGAAAGUUAGAGGAGCGAACCCCAGAACACGUUCAAAUGAUUUUCGACGAGACGCACCUGCAUGUUGUAGAAUUGAUGACGGACCCAUUCGGCAACUACCUAUGCCAGAAAUUACUCGAGUACUCCAACGAUGAUCAACGUACAGCACUCAUCAACAGUGCUGCGCCUCAACUUGUGAAGAUCGCGCUCAAUCAGCAUGGUACCCGAGCAUUGCAGAAGAUGAUCGAAUUCAUCUCGACCUCGGAACAGACUCGUACUGUAAUUCAAUCUCUGCAAGACCAUGUUGUUGAACUGGUUCAAGACCUUAACGGCAAUCACGUCAUUCAGAAGUGUCUCAACCGCCUCUCAGCGGAGGACUCCCAGUUUAUCUACGACGCCGUAGGCGCUAACUGCGUUGUCGUUGGCACUCAUCGCCAUGGCUGCUGCGUCUUGCAACGAUGCAUUGACCACGCAUCGGGAGAGCAAAGAGCUCGCCUUAUCGCACAGAUCACAUCCAACGCUUUCUCAUUGGUUCAAGACCCUUUCGGUAACUACGUUGUGCAGUACAUCCUUGACCUUGCGGAAGCGCAUUUCACUGAGCCUCUAUGCCACGCAUUCCGUGGCAACAUUCCAGCACUGUCCAAACAGAAGUUCAGCAGCAAUGUUAUCGAGAAGUGUCUACGCACGGCCGAACCGCCGAUCCGGCGCCAAAUGAUAGAAGAGAUGCUGUCUGGUCCCGAGCUCGAGAAGAUGCUUCGUGACUCCUUUGCCAAUUAUGUCGUGCAAACUGCCAUGGAUUUCGCCGAUGACGUGACCCGGAACCGGAUCGUUGAGCACGUGCGUCCCAUUCUUCCCUCCAUUCGCCAAACGCCUCAUGGGCGUCGCAUCGCCAGCAAGAUAAUGGCUUUGGAGGGCUCCGGUCGGAGCAGUGCUGCCACCAGUGGCCAGGUUACCCCUAAUGAAUUGAACUCCGCACAACUUCCCGGUCCCUUGCAGGCACCUCAGAGCAACUAUAUGUAUCAACAGAACACUUUCCCUAUCUCAGCUGGAGGUGCGCAGUUCGGGAACCAAAGCUUCGUUCCUGCUUCGGGCACUGGUUCCACUUCGAACACGCCUUCCGGUGCCAGUGAAAAUUCCUCUGUUAUCUACAACUCUGCAAUGCAGCAGCAAACAGGUAACUUUGGUCCACAGGGUCAAAUGUACACAUACUUUUGACCCCUUUCGCUCCCAGCGCCUCUGUACUCUUACUGAAAUGACGAUGCUACGAUCUUUGACGAUUUCACGGCCACCCAUCGACACGAUGUCACAGUAUGGGGAUUGAUACCACUUCCGAGAUCUCUAUCUUCGAUGCAAUUUGUAUUGCAUUUUCUGGCCUUUUUCUUGACGGACAUGAUGCAACCCUUCACGGAAGUAUCAAUCUAUCCUGUCUUGUACUUUUGCACUUGGGUGUUGACAGUCUACUGAUGACGACAGUGCUUGGGAUAUUCUUUUUUCGUUAUCUGUCGGAAACUGAUUCUUCUUUGCCUUUGGCAAGUUAAUGCACGGCAGGCGCCUCAUCCGUUGUCCCGGGCUCGUGCUUUGCUUUGGCGAUUUCUGCCUGUCCUCUUUUCAGGAUAUGCUGCGUUGCUCUUCACCUCGAAGAUUGGCCUCGAGAUUCUUCCUGCAGGUUGAACCGAGUCACCACCUUCUGCGUCAGCUCUUCACAUCUUAUUCUAUGCAUAUGGGGAUGAACUGCCUACCAUUUCUGAUGCCAUCUUUCCCGGUUUGAUACCAACACAUGCGGUAGAAUAGAUGUAUCCAUAUCUACAGGCAGCGAAGACGUCUUUCUUUCUUUUCCGAUCUUUUGUUGUAUUUUUUUUACCGUUUACUUUUCUGUCAUUUCUGAUUUCUGUACCAUCUAGCCAUAACUAACGGUAGAAUCAAUCGUUGCUCUUGCUCCACGAUGACUCAUCCUUUUCGAGGUAACAACUAGUUAAAUGUAGGACAUGUCUUUUUGAUAGUCCCUCCAAAAUCUAGCCCCUAUCUGGCCUCUCAUAGUAGCAGCAUGCUUGAGAUGAAUUGACCGGGUUAGAGCUCGCUGCCGCACAGCUGGGAUAACUUCAUGGAUGAAGACUGCCUGCUUCCCGCAAUCAUUCCCUCCUUCUAAACCCACAACCGCCCGGCUUCCACAAAGCUAUCUCCGUGGUGAAACAGAUUAUGGGAACUUAUGGCCUCAGCAGAGGUAAAACCAUCUGAAGAUUAGGUAGAAG
Molecule: messenger RNA, 4336 nt
Organism: Aspergillus calidoustus
Lineage: Eukaryota; Fungi; Ascomycota; Eurotiomycetes; Eurotiales; Aspergillaceae
Source: the annotation of a GenBank genome assembly